Xylona heveae TC161 is the source of this 1930-nucleotide messenger RNA. RefSeq lists its product as hypothetical. The record is from RefSeq and is a predicted model, not a curated record. Gene Ontology annotation, biological process: regulation of DNA-templated transcription. The coding region runs from base 160 to 1851 and encodes 563 amino acids. NCBI's taxonomy places the organism in Eukaryota, Fungi, Ascomycota, Xylonomycetes, Xylonales, Xylonaceae. The transcript has 3 exons. Gene Ontology annotation, molecular function: zinc ion binding; DNA-binding transcription factor activity, RNA polymerase II-specific.
CAUUGAAUUAAAAAUUUAAUUAUACAAGAUAAUUUGACAGGAGAAAUUUAUUCAACCCCGUCAAUUUCAUGGUUGUCGCUUGGGCAGCCAAGUUGAGCUUGGAGACCUGAGCGACAAAGCUUCCUCUAGCGUUACUUCCUUACGAGAUUCAAACCCAUAAUGGCGACCAAUGGACCUGAAGCUGCUGAGAUGCAUUUUUGUCACACUCUAGGAGAGUUACAGGAACGACUGGGUCACUCUCUUGCUCAGGAAGCUUCCUCUCCUCUCCCCAGCCUUGCAACGUUCACGUUCUGGCUGGCCCCGACUUUCCAGGUCAUCAUCCCACGGACUGUCACAUCUCAACAAGCGACCCCGCCGGAAACACCGCAACAUGAAGCUGGACAGGCCGCAGCCAACUCAAAUGAGAAGCGACAAACAGUUUCACAUGUAAUCAACCAAGAGAUUACUCUGCGUGAAACCUUUGAUGACGAUCUUGAAAAUCACGUGGUCCAAGCUACACAACGAGUGGUAUCUGGUGUUAUAGCCAAGGCUGUGCAAGAUGUGGACGGUUUCAAAUAUAAUACUCGAAACAUUUGGAGUACGUCGAAAGGGAGUCGGUUCAAUUAUACAUGUGGCGAAUCAAAACAUAGUGGUAAACGCAAAAGAAGCAGUGUGGCUAACGCGGAGGUCUCUGAGACUUCGGCCGAUUCAAAUGCACUCAUCGACUGCAAAGGAUCAGUGACCCUUCGGUUUUCCAAAGAAGACUUUGCCGUCGAGCUCACUUACACUCAUGCCCCAAUUCAUCGGACCACGUCCAAUCGUGAUCCAGGAUGGAUGAGAGUGGGACUAACCAAUCGAGUUCCCUCUGCCUUUAAACCUACUGAUCCGCCUCUGCCGCUCUAUGCCCCGUCAGCGCCUCAAGGCCAUGCAGAGCAGGACAACACGCCAAUUGACCCGCAACUCUCUUCUUCUACUAUUGCCAAUGCAUCGCCUUCGCGCCACACACUCGAGAAUCCAGCUCCUCAAAACAGUUUUGCUGCACCACCGCAUCGGCAAUUCAACACUGGCGAUGCUCCUGCCCGAGCUCCCUCUCCAAUUAAAACAGAAACAUAUCCAGCACAUAUCCCAACUCAUGCUCCUCCCUUUCACGAUCCGCAAAUUCAAGGCUCUCAGAGGCUCUCCACGAACGGUUUUACCAUAAACGGUACUCCGAUACAAGAAGGCGUAUUUGAGCAUCGACCUGAACAAGCCCGUCCACGCUCCUUUAUAGAGUGGCAGCAGCAGCAGCAUCCACAUCCCGAUGACGGAGAACAAGUUGCCCGCAUCAAAAGAGCCCAUAAACGCACCAAGACGGGAUGUUUAACCUGUCGGGCAAGAAAAAUAAAGUGCGAUGAGUCUCGACCCAAUUGUACAUCAUGCCGCAAAGGCAACCGCCAAUGCACGUACCCUUCUGACUCCGUUCCCAAUGCGCCGCCGGUCGCGCAGUCCCUCGAGGCAGAAGGAUUACCCUUUUACCCAGACCCAUCGGUAUCUCAGCCUCAGCCUCAGAGUACUCCAACAGCCCCAGCUCCAACACCGACUGUCGCUCAAGCACACACCGCGACCGAAAUACACCCACUUGUCACCGCCCAGUAUCAUCUCACCAUGGGCCAUCCUAAUCUCCUCCCUCCUCCUAAUCCGAACCAACAAGUCAUGCCGGUAACCGCUCAAGUCUUCAACGAAAAUACCGGGACAGUCUAUGGCAAUGUAACCGGAUAUGUCGCCUGCGCUCCCGGUACGCGACUUCCGUUGGAUCAAAUUGCUUUCAAACUUGUUCCUCUUUUUCCGCCCGGCGCAGCGGUAGAUCAACAGCAUCUUCCUCGAGCGACUUGAGUAUGAUAAUCUCUUUCUCCCUUUCUUUCUUCUUUUUCGAUCCUUAUUUAAGCUCUUUCCAAGCUCCUUGUCUUCCUAC